Emiliania huxleyi CCMP1516 is the source of this 1668-nucleotide messenger RNA. RefSeq lists its product as hypothetical. Bases 1 to 1479 code for a protein of 492 amino acids. The transcript is spliced from 4 exons. NCBI's taxonomy places the organism in Eukaryota, Haptophyta, Isochrysidales, Noelaerhabdaceae. The record is from RefSeq and is a predicted model, not a curated record.
AUGAGGCCACUGCUGCUGCUCGCCUCGAUCGCGGCCGCCUCCGCGCUCGUGGUGGCUCCGUCAUCACGCUGGAGCGCAAAUCCGCCACUCCGCACCGCGCCGGUGCGGAGCCGCCGCUGCUGCAGUGCCGUCUCAAUGCAGUACGACGACGGCACCACGCCGCGGCAGGGCGGGCAGUACGAUGUCUCUGCGCCGCAGUUCGACGUGCUCUCGCUCCGCAGCUUCCGCAGAGACACGAUCCUCCAAUACGAUGCCACCAACCAGAGCGAGCCGCUCCGCAUCGCGCUCUGCCUCCUCGGCAUCCUCUUCAGCCUCUGCGUGCCGACGCUCUUUGAGGGCACCGACGCGGCCACGGUCAACGUGGCGGCCGUCGCGGGCACGGCCAUCUCGGGCACCCUCUUUGUCCGCAACCGCUCCGCCCGCUCCGCCCGCAUGGCCAAGAUUGACAACGAGUAUGCAAUGGGCGACCUGCGCGCCACCUACCGCGGCGUGCGCAGCAGCCGGCUCUCCGAGCUGCGCAACAAGCGGCGCGUCGUCGUCCUCUUUGGGCCGCGCGACAAGAUCCAGCGCCGCGUCGCAGAGGCGCGCGUGUACCGCCGCCGGCUCGUCGCCGCCGACGCUGUCGUCGUCCCCGUCUACACUGACGGCGGCGGCGCGUCUGCCGCCGAUCCGGUUGGCGAGGCCGAGUCGCGCUGGCUCUGGGCGGCGGCGGAGCCGGAGGCGUGGCGGUCCUACUUCGAGGCGCUGCUCGGCGGGCGUGGCCUCAGCCUCGGCGACGAGGGCGCGUGGGUCGGCCUCAACUACAAGGGCCGCUCGUUCGGGUCCGCCAAGGGCGCGCCGCGCUGGGACGAGAUCCUCGGCACCGCGCUCCAGCCCUCGGGCGACGGCUUUGGAGAGCUCGCCGAGGUGAGGGGCGACGCGGCAGAGGCGGCGAGGGAGGCGGCCGCCGCAGCCACGGGCUUUGCCGGCGCUCCCGCGAGCGACGCCGCCGCCGUCAAGGCGGCGGAGGCGGCCGCCGCGUCGGUGCUCGGGGCGCAGCAGGCCUUCUACGCGGCGCUGCUCGGCGGCGACGCGACGGCUGUCGCGGCGCUGUGGACCGCCGAUGGGGACGAGGCCGUCUCGGACGCGGUGGCGUCGGGCGCGCGCGUCGAGCCGUGGGAGGCCGGCUCGAACGCCUUCCCUCCGCCCGGGAUGCGGCCGACUGAUUGCGACGUCCUCGUGCUGGGCGAGGGCGACGCGAUGACGACGGCGAUCGAGCGGCCGGCGGAGGGCGGCACGCUCCUCGCGAGCCAGCGCUGGCGCCGGGUCGACGGGCGGUGGCGCCUCGCCACGCACCGCUACAUCCCGUGGAGCGCCGACGGCGCCACCGCCGUCGCGACGCUGCGCUGCGACCGGCGCGGCUGCGUGCUGCUCGGCCGCGAGAUCAACACGCGCGAGGUGGUGCAGCGCGGCGCGGUGCUGAUGGACAAGUUUGGGUGAGGAGUCAGCUGCGCGCGGGGGCGGGGCAGCGGAUCAGCGCGACCCGCGGUGCAGCGCCUUCGCGCAAGCGGGUGUGGGAGCUGGGAGGCGUACGCAAGAGGGUGUAGGCCCAGUUGCGGCCGCGUCGACUCGAGGAGAGCAGCUCUAGGAGGGUACGGGGUGUACCCUACCAAACUACGUACUACCAUU